AUGAAUACAAUCACAGUAAAUUUAACUCCAGAUCAAUUACCUUCAUCGUUUAACAAUGAAAUUAUAAGUUGUAGUGAAGGUAAUUACGUUAUACGUUCAAAUAUAACUAAUUUUGAUCUUUGUGACAAAUGGGUUGGUGAAUUUUCUGAAUUAUCAUGUACAUCUUGGCAAGUAAGGAACACUAAUCAAAACAGUGAACGCUUCAUUAGCAGAAAAGAUUAUACUUGUCAUCAUAGUAAUUUUAGAAAAGUUGAAGCAGCACAAAAUAAAAGAGGUAAAUCUAAAAAUAUAAACUGUCCUGCAAAAAUAAAAAUUAUCGUGAAGAAAACUACUGUUGAUACUCUCAAGAAGGAUAAAUUUAUUAAAAAUGGACUUGUAGCAGUAAUUAAUAUACUGAGUAUUCAUUCUCAUUCGAUAACUACUGCUGAAGCUUUGAGUAGUUUAAAAGUGUCUGAAGAAACUAAAAAACAAUUUGAGAGUUAUUUCAAUGAUGGACUUGGUAUAACUGAUGCAAUAUUAUUUCAUGAAGANAAUGCUCUCUCAAUAAAAGAACUAUCUAGACUAUCAAGUUUGACUAAUGUACAUGGGCCGUAG
This is a messenger RNA of Myzus persicae (green peach aphid), 594 nucleotides long. RefSeq lists its product as uncharacterized. Lineage: Eukaryota; Metazoa; Arthropoda; Insecta; Hemiptera; Aphididae. The record is from RefSeq and is a predicted model, not a curated record. The transcript is spliced from 4 exons. Bases 1 to 594 code for a protein of 197 amino acids.